Messenger RNA from Carya illinoinensis, 3400 nucleotides. Its product is annotated as protein ALTERED PHOSPHATE STARVATION RESPONSE 1-like. The record is from RefSeq and is a predicted model, not a curated record. Lineage: Eukaryota; Viridiplantae; Streptophyta; Magnoliopsida; Fagales; Juglandaceae. The coding region runs from base 874 to 3129 and encodes 751 amino acids. The transcript has 4 exons.
UCAAUUCCCUGUACAAGUUCCCAAUCAUUCGAAAACGUCCUUUUUUUUUUUUUUUCGUUGUAUGAAGCUCUUGAAUGAAACUUUCACCAAGAGAUACAAAUAUUGAUACUCUUAAUUUUAUAACAUAACAUAUCGUUUUAUUUUUCAAAUGGGUUGGUGUUUUCCCAGUAUCUUCUUCUUCUGUUCAGUUUCUUAUUACUUGUCCUAUGAAGCUCUGGUUAGAGUUGGUUGAUUUUUUUUAUGAGCAAAUUCUUACAUUUUGAAAUUUGUUUUCUGCUUUGAUGUUACAUUCUUCGUGCUUUUUAUUGAAUUUCAAAGAUAAUUUUCUGAACAUUUUGUUUGAAUCCCUCCCCCCCCAAAAAAAAAUAAAUAAAUAAAUAAAUAAAUAAAUAAAACAGAAGGGCUUUGAUGUGGUUAAAUUUCCACCAGUUUCCAGCUCUGGUUUGGGACAGUUGCAGAGUUCACCAUGUGACCUCUGUAAAUUAUUAUUCUCUUUUCGUUUUCUCAUUCCUCUUUUUGUAUGCAUUUUUUCUCUCUACUUUAACCCUUUAUCUUCUUUUGGUGCGAUCUCUCUCCGUUAGUCAUACUACCAAAAGACUUUUUCUCUUCUUUGCUCAAUUCCUUCUUUCUUUUGCUAAAAUUAUUUUCUCAAAUGAUUUUUUUUUUUUUUGGUUCUUUUUGCAUUGACGGUCAGGUUUCUGCAAACUAGCUUCUUUGACCAUGGUUCACACUAAAUAUUUUCCAGUUCUGCUUCUGCUUCUUGCUCUCUACACUUUUAGAAUUACUAAACUUUCUUUCCCUUUAAACAGCCCAGGAUUCCUUAUGAUUCUGGUGAGGAAAACGGAAGAGGGAAAGUGAAAGCAAAAGUGGGAGAUGGGAUGUUCCACAUCAAAGCUGGAUGAUGAAGAGGCAGUUCAGCUUUGUAAAGAUCGUAAGAGAUUCAUCAAACAGGCUGUUGAGGAGAGAAGCCGAUUUGCUUCUGGACACAUCGCCUAUAUCCAGUCCUUAAAGAGAGUUUCGGCUGCUCUUCGUGAUUAUAUCGAUGGAGAUGAGCCUCGUGAGUUCUUAUUAGAUUCAUUCAUAACCCCCCCUUUCACACCUGCACAGAAAUCCAGUCCCAGUUUCAUCACGUUUUCAUCCAAGUCCUUACCGUCAACACCAAUUCAGUCUCAGCCUAACUCAUGCGUGAAAGUAAAUUAUCUGAGAUCAGGUGGGGAGCCAGCUGUGCUGGUUGAGGAAAGACCUCAGUCACCAGAGACUGUCCGAGUUGAAACCUACGCACCAAUGCACCAUUUUGGCAUUGAUGGCUUUUUUGAAAUGCAAUCCUCACAGUUAAGUUCUUCAUUCUUUUCUUAUUCCCCGAUCAACAGACCCAAUAUUCCUCCACCUUCGCCCCAAGCAUCCCAAUGGGAUUUCUUUUGGAAUCCAUUUUCAUCAGUUGACUACUAUGGCUACCCUACACGUAGUAGUUUCGGUCAUUCACUCAUGGAUGAUGACAUUGGAGGUCUAAGGCAUGUCCGAGAAGAAGAAGGGAUUCCAGAAUUAGAAGAGGAAACCGAACAAGAAGAAUCUGAUGACAAGGUAAAUCUGACAGAAGAAAGAGCUAAAAUUGAUCUAGACUGCACCAGAGAAGGAAUCGUUGAAGAUAUAGAUGAAGAGGAGGAUGAGGUGGAAGAAACGGAUAGCGCAACUGAAACUGAGCAUCAGAUGACAGGCUUACGAUGGCACCAUGCAAGCAUAGAAGUAUCAAAAGGUCAAACUUUCAAAGAAGUCGAAACUUAUAAUCAAGAAAUGGCAGUAGGUGAUCGAGAAGCCAAGGAAGAAACACCAGGUUUUACUGUUUAUGUUAAUCGCAGGCCAACGAGCAUGGCAGAAGUGGUCAAGGAUCUUGAGUCUCAAUUCAUGAUUGUUUGCAAUUCAGCCAAUAAGGUUUCAGCCUUAUUAGAAGCUAGCAGAGCUCAGUAUGCAUCAACCACCAGGGAACUCACACCCAUGAAAAUGUUGAACCCAGUAGCUUUAUUCCGCUCAGCUUCAUCUAAUUGCAAGUCCUCAUCUUUAAUUAAUUCUUCAAGCUCGACAGAUGAAGGUUAUGAAAGCAGUGGUGGCUAUUUGGAGGAACCAUGCGUGUAUUCAGGUUGUCACCAAUCGACACUGGAAAGGUUAUUCGCUUGGGAGAAGAAACUCUAUGAGGAAGUCAGGUCUGGCGAAAAGGUUCGAAUUGCCUAUGAGAAGAAAUGUAUGCAACUCAGGAACCAAGAGACAAAAGAAGAGGACCCCAUUUCAGUUGAUAAAACAAGGGCAGCCAUUAGAGAUCUGCAUACCCAGAUGAAAGUUUCAAUACACUCAGUUGAAGCUAUUUCAAAGAGGAUCGAAACUCUCAGGGAUGAAGAAUUGCAGCCUCAACUUCUUGAAUUAGUACGAGGGUUGGAAAGGAUGUGGAAGGAAAUGGCAGGGUGUCAUCAGUCACAGAAGCGGACAUUAGACGAAGCCAAGCUUUUACUAGCUGGAAUGCCUUCAAAAAUAGAUGUAAGAAAACCCUCUUCCAUGUCAAUAACUGAGCCGCACAGGUUAGCAACUUCAGCUGCCAAUCUUCAAAAAGAACUCAGGAAUUGGCAAGUCUGUUUCGGGUCAUGGAUCACUUCUCAACGAUCCUAUGCGCGUGUACUAGCUGGCUGGCUACUCCGGUGUGUCCAGUCCGGUCCCGACACGUCAAAAGUACCUUUCUCUCCUCGCCGUUCCAGUGGAACCCUGCCAAUAUUUGGACUCUGCAUCCAAUGGUCAAAGGUUCUUGAUGCUAUCAGAGAAACGCCAGUGCUUGAUGGACUAGACUUUUUUGCAGCUGGGAUGGGCUCUAUCUAUGCUCAACAGCUAAGAGAGGAUUCUCCCCAUGCACCAAUUGGAUCAAAUAGAUAUGGAGGUGGGUCAUCCGAGGAAUUCGAUGGAAAUAUGAAAAUGGUGGAGGCUGGUCAGGUAGAAGAAGGGGUAAAGACUGCAGAGAAAAUGGCCGAAGUUGCAAUAAGGGUGCUUUGUGCCGGAAUGUCAGUUGCCACGAGCUCAUUGACAGAAUUUGCGUUCAGUUCUGCUGAAGGAUACGCUGUACUUGUUAAGCAGUGGGAGAAGACAAAAUGACUGCAAAGUUCAAGUGGUGAUGAAAUGCAAUAUCGUAUCCUAUUGUGUACUUUAAGCAAUUAAUGGGCGUCAAUAACUUGUUAACUCAGUAAGGUAGAAUAGGGUAAUUUGCAUUUCCAUGUUCCAUCACCAAAUUUUUUCUCCAUUUAAUUGUUAGAUGAUCAAGGAAAAUAGAAGUGGAAAUAGAUUAACCUGAAACUCGUGAGAACUAGUUGGGACUAGGAAGUUUGUAACAUGUACAUUAUCAGAAAUUCCCAAUUAUUUUCCAUCA